CGGGAAGGGGCGUGCGCUGUGUGUGUGUGUGUGUGUGUCGCCGCCGCCGCCGCUACAGCCGGGGCGGUUUCCGCCGCCGUUUCCCUCUGACUCGGAACCCCUCUCGGGCUGCGCCCUCCCCCUCUGACCCCAUUUUUUCCGCUCGCACCGCAGGCGGGGAGGGCGGCCGGGCAGGAUCCGAAGGGGUCAGCGCGCUGGGGGCACUCGCCGCCGUCCGGACUGCCCCAGCCCGCUCUCGGCGCCUGGGAGCGGCGCCUACAGAACCGGCAUCUCUCCGGCAGCGGCGGCGUCUCCUGCCCCAAGUGCCCGGGAGCAUGCUAUUUACAUCUAAAACGUGAACAUUUUGUUGAAGAAAAGGCAUUGCCAUGAACAGUGUACCGCUUUCUUGGAGUCUUUGUAAAUCCUGCUGGUAGGAUACACACUGAGUAUAUAUUUUGCUUCAAAGACUACCAAGGAAAACUAUUUUGCGAAUGGGAUGAAUAUGCAGCCAUUGACUACUUACCAACUACAAUUUAGUGACUGAUUAACCAGCUGGAGCACUUAACUAGUGAUGUUUCCAUUCUCACAUUAUCCCGUUUGAGUUUGCUAGUCUUGAUUUUAAAAAAAAAAUUCAAAGUGGAGUACCAUAAACUUGAUAUGGAUGGUAAAAAGAAAGACAAGGACAAAUCAGAUGAUAGAAUGGCGCGGCCUAGUGGGCGUUCAGGUCACAAUCCACGUGGCACAGGCUCUUCGAACUCUGGAGUGUUAAUGGUUGGACCUAACUUUAGAGUUGGCAAAAAAAUUGGAUGUGGUAAUUUUGGAGAACUACGAUUAGGAAAAAAUUUGUACACAAAUGAAUAUGUGGCAAUUAAGCUGGAGCCAAUGAAGUCCAGAGCACCACAGCUACAUUUGGAAUACAGAUUCUACAAGCAAUUAGGAUCUGGAGACGGUAUACCUCAGGUUUACUAUUUUGGACCUUGUGGCAAAUACAAUGCCAUGGUGCUAGAACUACUGGGACCUAGCUUGGAAGACCUAUUUGACCUGUGUGAUAGGACGUUUUCUCUUAAAACCGUUCUUAUGAUAGCUAUACAGUUGAUUUCACGUAUGGAAUAUGUCCAUUCAAAGAACUUGAUAUACAGAGAUGUAAAACCUGAGAAUUUCUUAAUAGGACGACCAGGAAACAAAACCCAGCAAAUUAUUCAUAUUAUAGAUUUCGGUUUGGCAAAGGAGUAUAUAGAUCCAGAAACAAAGAAGCACAUACCAUAUCGAGAACACAAGAGCCUAACAGGAACAGCCAGAUACAUGAGUAUAAACACACAUUUAGGAAAAGAACAAAGUAGAAGAGAUGAUUUGGAAGCUUUAGGACAUAUGUUUAUGUAUUUUCUCAGAGGGAGCCUUCCGUGGCAAGGUUUAAAGGCUGAUACAUUAAAAGAACGUUAUCAGAAAAUUGGAGACACAAAACGAGCAACACCUGUCGAAGUAUUGUGCGAAAAUUUUCCAGAGGAAAUGGCUACAUAUCUGCGUUAUGUAAGAAGGCUAGAUUUUUUUGAAAAACCAGACUAUGACUACUUAAGAAAACUGUUUACAGACUUAUUUGAUCGGAAGGGCUAUAUGUUUGAUUAUGAAUAUGACUGGAUUGGGAAACCCCUGCCUACUCCAGUGGGCUCAGUUCAUUCGGACCCCGCACUAUCAUCAAACAGAGAAGCACAUCAGCACAGAGAUAAGAUGCAACAAUCCAAAAAUCAGUCGGCAGACCACAGGGCAGCUUGGGACUCCCAGCAGGCCAACCCCCAUCACUUGAGAGCUCACCUUGCAGCUGACAGACAUGGUGGCUCGGUACAGGACCCCUGCUACAUUCAGUGCACAGGAUGGAUGGUCUUCACUGAUUGGGUUGUAAGCUCAACAAAUGGAGAAUUGAACACAGAUGACCCAACUGCAGGCCGUUCGAAUGCUCCUAUCACAGCCCCUACAGAAGUAGAAGUAAUGGAUGAAACAAACUGCCAGAAAGUGUUGAACAUGUGGUGCUGUUGUUUUUUCAAGCGAAGGAAAAGGAAAACCAUUCAACGCCACAAAUGACUCUGGAAGCAGGCAGAACAUGGGGAAUUACUUUCUUGUUCAUCUGCUGUCUUGUGAUUUAAAAAAAAAAUUAUUUCUGUAAUAACCACAAAUUAUUUUCAAAGACUCCAUCUUAAACAAAAAUGUCAUGCCUCCAUGCUUUGGUUUGGUUGUCCUUCAUUUGUAUUUUAUUUUUCAUCCAUCUCUUCUGGAAGCUUUAAAGUUUUAUGAAACAUGAGUCCUUCUUUGACCAUCAGUAAAUGGACUAGUGAAAUGGUACAAAUGAAUACUGCUCUAUCUUCAGCAAAACUAAACUUCAGAAGCAUUUAUUCUGUCCUAGAAAGCAAUUAGCAGUAUCUUAGCUGAAGAUCAGAUAUGUCAUAAAUCUGGUUUUUGAUGAGUUCUAUAACAGCAUGUUGAAAGCAGUCUUUUCAAGUGGAUAAUGAAAAAGAAAAGUAUAGUUGCCCAAGCAUUUAAAAAUAAUAAAAAGUCUUACCUUAAGAUUUCUUAUUGUCUGUGACAUCUGCAUUGAUUGUUCAGUAUUACUGAUGGUACUGCAGUCCCAAAUUGUAUUGUAUUAGCAUUAAAUCCUCUCCAUGAUAUCAUGGUACAGUCACUACCUGGAGAUACUGAGGAAGAAGCUAGAUGGAUUCAGCUAAUGGCAAUGUUCUAUGCUGUAAUUGCCAAUGAACAAAAAGAUAUCAUCAGUAGACUCUGAGUUUGAAAAUGUGUUUUUGUUGUGGCUCUAAUGGAGUUGCAGCAUAGUAGAAAUGGCAGCAAUGCUUGUACAAAAAUACAAAUGUUUGUAUAAUAUAAGUUGUGCUUGUGGUUACAUUAGACAGGAAGAUGAAAUACCUUCAAAAGAGAGAAAAUAUUUAAGAGUUAUAAAAUACACUAAGAAGAAAUAAAUGUGAAUCUGAUUAAAGUGGAAUGGGAAUUAAAGCCUACAAUUCCCAUGAAGGCUACUGCUGAAUGACAACAUCCUCCUUAAACUUGGAUGUUGAAAAUUUGGAUGUGCCAUGUAACUGUUAGAUCUUGUUGGUAAAUUAUUUUACUCAUUGAUUUUUUUUUUUAAAGGGCAAUGGAAGUGGGUUGAACUUAUACUGCCUUCUCUGUGUACUAGACUGUAGUACCUAAAACUUCGCUGUGGUUUUCUGGAACCUUCUUAACUUUCUGUGUAAUAUUGCAACUGAUGUAAGAUAUUAGGGAAAGGAUGGUUCAGGUACUUUUCCCCCACAGUCCUUUGAAGUGCCUGCAAUAUCUAUAAACCAGCUGUUCUGUAGAAAAGGCAGACCAUUCCAUUUUUUCAAGUCUGCUUCAUUUAAAGCCAUAAUGACAGAGGUAUGCUUUUGUCAUAUUUAGCUGCAAGUACUUGGAGAGAUGGAAUAAAAGGACGGAAGUGGCUAGACAGACUUGUUGACCAAAACUCGGAUUAAUUCUUACAAUUGUUAAAAAAGCCUUCUAGAACUAACUUAUUUUUUUUUUCUGCCAACAUAUGCCUUCUGGUGUACCUAUUUAUUUUUAAAUCUAUUUUGUGGUAACAUUCAAAAUGUGUAUUAAAAUAGAUAAAUGCACACCUUUGAAUUCAUUAUUGCAUUUACAGGAAUUUUAGUUGUUUUUUAUAAUUUAUUUUUUCUUAACUGCCAAAACUGCAAUGCAUUGUUUUGAUGAAUUAUGUGCUCACAUGAACACAAAAACGUGUAAUCUGGUCAUUGUCACUGUUGCUGUUAAUGUUCUUGUUAAAUUUUUGUGUUUGUUAAAAACCUGAACUUGGCCUACAAAAAGUAUAUACUGUAUAACUGGGUCAACAGUUUCCACUCAAUCUGUUUGUAUUACUGAUUGUCUUAAACUCAUGGACAGUUGCAUAAUGUUCUUUAUUUUGAUUUGAGUUGAAAAAGUAGGUUGAUUUGACCAUUCUAAUGUGAAAACCUGUCUUUCUUUGCAGUAUUUGACCAAAUUUGUCACUCCAUAAUAUUUGUAAAUACAUGCAGUGUUGUAUUUCUUAUCAUACAGUUUAGUUUAAUUCUCAAGGGAUGUUUGGCCUGUACAGUGUUUAUAUGAUUUGAACUCCUUACACACAACAAGAUGUGUAUAUUAAUCCAAUUAUGGACUUAAAUAUAAAAAAAUUAUAAAAUCUGUUAAUUUGCUGCAAAAACCAGUAUCUAGACAUUUUUGCUUUUUAGCAAUAUUUUAGCUCAAUUUUAAUGCCGAGGAACAUUUCCUUCUGGCAACACACACUGGUCAAUAAUAAGUAAAGCAGGUAUGUUCAGGUUAAGCCAACGUUUUGCGUUUGUAUGCUUUUUCCCUUCUAAACUAAUGAAGUCAACAUUGCCUGAAUGUCAGAAUAAUGAAAUAAAUCCCUGUUUAAAAUUAUGUAACUGAAGAAG
This is a messenger RNA of Dermochelys coriacea (leatherback sea turtle), 4421 nucleotides long. RefSeq names its product casein kinase 1 gamma 3 (gene CSNK1G3). The transcript has 16 exons. The record is from RefSeq and is a predicted model, not a curated record. Lineage: Eukaryota; Metazoa; Chordata; Testudines; Dermochelyidae. Gene Ontology annotation, biological process: positive regulation of canonical Wnt signaling pathway; endocytosis; peptidyl-serine phosphorylation. Bases 637 to 2055 code for a protein of 472 amino acids. Gene Ontology annotation, cellular component: plasma membrane; cytoplasm; nucleus. Gene Ontology annotation, molecular function: ATP binding; protein serine/threonine kinase activity.